CGGCUGUUUGUAUUCCAGUGAAUUCCGUUGAGUUGCUAGCAAAGUCAUGUCGUCCUGGUUAGUUAACGUGCAAUGUAAAAAGAUAUUCAGAGAUGCAAGAAAUAAGUUAGUUUCAAUUCUGCACCCAAUGCUCAAUGAUUUUGACUACAAAGGUGAAAAGUUGGACAUCAAAGACAUUGCAGAAUUCAUGAGUAAGUUUGGAGUGGAUUACUCCGUGUUGACAGUGGACCUAGACUUGGAGUUACUAAUACUUGUAAAGACCGAAGAAGGAGUUGAUAUCAAGAACAAGCCAUUUUUGUACGCGGCCCAAAGACUAUAUGCAGUACAACUACUCUGCAUUCCUUUCCAUGAACUUUCAAUAGUGGAAGAAGUUAUUGCAUUGAACACGUCUAAUGUGAAGACAAGUUUCCUAUACAAUACAGGUCGAUGUGGCUCAACUCUGCUCUGCAAAGUGCUCGAUCAACUCCCAAGAGUUCAGUCGAUAUCUGAGCCUGAUGUGUUUGCUAUCUUAGCACGUCAUUUUGACGAAAGAAUGGUUGGUUGCUAUCCUAAGGCACGUACGAAGAAGGCGACGUUGAUCACAAUCACCCGUGUCGCAAUUCUUCUACUCAACAAUUAUUUUUUAUUUCGCGCUCCAGAUAAAAUUUGUAUCUGCUACAAGCUCAGAUCCGAGACCACGCACGCAGCGGAGCUGCUGCAGAAAGCCAUGCCAAGUGCCAAAAAUAUCUACUUGUAUCGGAACUGUUUUAGCUUUGGUGAAUCGUAUGCCCGUGUCCGUGUUGAAGGAAAUUACAACCUAUACUGGCUUAUCUCUACCCUUAGAGUUGAUUCUACAUAUCUUUGGUAUAAAUCUAAGUAUUGCCACCCACGUGUAAACAAUUGUUUUUAUCAAAACAUGGGGAAUAACCCAGAAAAUGAAAAUGUUCCAUUUAGACAUGGCUUCUACUGGUGUUUCACCUACAUUUGGUGGCGCAAUAUUGAGAAAGCUAUAACUAUGAUACAAACAUACCCUGACCAUUUUUUUCAUGCGAUAUUACGAUACGAAGAUUUAUCAAUCAGAAAAGAGGAACUUGCUUUAAUAGUUGCAAGAAAACUCGGCUAUCUGGAAGAAAACGAGUCUUCUAGUGUAGAGGCGAGGAUGCUUAGUUCGAUUACAAGCGUGUUUAAAUCGAACAGUCAGUCAGGCACUGAAAUGGCAUCAAAGCGAGAUGUAGAGAACAAAGAUGACGUCUGGUAUGGUGAAUGGGAGAAACAGCAGAUUAAUGAUGUUCUACAAUAUCUUGGCCGUACUGUUAGGAAUGGAGAUUUUUUUAUACCUGGAACCAUCUAAGAAUAUCUGCAAUAUGUUUGGAAAUUCAGCGGCAAGUAUUUGUUUGAAGUGCCCGCCUGCAUGCCAACGAUUGAACUUCUUGAUCAUAGCUUCCACCCAAUAAUAAAUUAGAAAGAAAUUUCAACGAGAAAGUCUAUGGGAGAGGAAUUGCAAAAUUUGAGUUUUUAUGCUCCGCACACACUGAAAUACCUCCUCGAUGAAAAUAUAGAAGUGUACAAGUUUGCUGUGAACAGUCAGGGGGAAGUUCUUACUGUUUCCGGUGACGACAUCAUCAUCACCCUUAGGACAGGAGAAAUUAAGCGGGUUGAAGUACCUGAACUUGGACGUUAUUUUCCCAUGGCGCUUGUUGUUGAUGUCAACGACAAUGUUUACGUGGUGAGAAUGCUUUUUACUGGCGGAUUCCUGUUGACAAUAUUGAACGACAAUUACACUAUAAAAGCAGAAAACAGAUUGGAUACUCUCUGGACGGAAGAUGCGUUUCAGAAAGUUAAGAUCGCGAUAUGCAAAAACAAAGAUAUCAUCCUCCAGAAACUCGGUCUUUUUUAUGUUUUUGACAAGACGGGUCAAUUGAAAUGCGAGUUUGAACAUUAAGUCAGUUGGGGAUUUUCAUUGAGAAUUUCCCAUCAGAAUGAAAUCAUGGUACUAACAAGUGUUUCUGAGACGGUUAGAAUAUACACCAAGGAAGGAAAUCUGAAGAGAACAAUAAAAGUCCCAGAAGAUAAUUUUGUUUGGAGCGUGGCAUUUCACUACGUAAUUUGUAAAAUAUUGGUCUUAACUAGGCUAAGGAAAACUGAUUCGUUUUUCAUUCUGCGCUAUCCCGAAGCAGGCGAAGAGCUGGAAACCAUUUCGUUUUUUGAUAGGGGUAUUACAGGUAAGUAUGCCCGAUUAGUAUCGUAUCCAAAUGGUCCUGUUGUCGUUUUACGAGAGAGAAGCAUCACCUACCUUUGAUGAUCGUGUAUAUAAAGUAUAAACAAACAUUCUUAACAAAAAAACUGUAUAUAGAAAGCAGUAUAUACUUGUCUGAAGUAGAACAGACGUUAUUGAACAGUUCAUUUGCUUUUCACUGAGUUUUCUAAAAUAUUUAUGAUUUCUGCAAGCCAACUGAUAAAUUUGAUUAAAUGAAUCGAAACGCUUCUAUUGCCGCGACUGUAUAAGCAGACAGUAGGUGUAGAGUUUUUGAAAUUUGUAGAGUAACAUUAAGUGGUCCUGUUUCUGUUGCAAGAUAGACCAGCAUAUAACUUUUUAAUAACGACAUUGUUUUAUAAUGU
Molecule: messenger RNA, 2598 nt
Organism: Dendronephthya gigantea
Lineage: Eukaryota; Metazoa; Cnidaria; Anthozoa; Malacalcyonacea; Nephtheidae
Exons: 3
Coding region: 47-1330 (427 amino acids)
Source: RefSeq, a predicted model, not a curated record